UUGGGUGAUAAAAUGCUUCACGGACCACCGCAAUUACCAUGGACCCUUCAACAUCACGUGCCCUCUCAAAUCGAUCACGUGCAGCAACGUUGUGAAUUGGAUUACACAUAUUUUGCAGUGUAAGCUCCGAGUGUUAUCCGAUGUGGGAGUCUUCAUGGAACGCUCGAUUACGAGAGCUAUCGAAGCAAUGUCUCUUCUUCGAAGCUCUCACUGUUUACCGCCAAAUGCUCCGCCGUGGCCACUCGCCCAACGCCUUCACUUUCCCCUUCGCUCUCAAAUCCUGUGCCGCGCUCUCGCUUCCUUUGACCGGCUCGCUCCUCCACUGCCAUGUGCUCAAAACCGGCUGCGAACCCGAACCCUUUGUGCAAACUGCUCUCGUUUCGAUGUACUGUAAGUGUUGCUUGGUUGACGAUGCACGGAAGGUGUUCGAUGAAAAUCCCCACUCGAGGAUGCUGACUGUUUGCUACAAUGCGUUGAUAGGUGGGCACACUUCGAAUUCGAGAUUUUCUGACGCGGUUUUGUUGUUUCGUCGGAUGAGGGAGGCGGGCGUGGCGGUUAAUUCAGUUACAAUGCUGGGUUUGGUUCCCGGAUGCGCUGCUCCGCUGCAUUUGGGGUUUGGGAUGUGUCUUCAUGGCUCUGGUGUUAAGUGCGGCUUCGACAUUGAUUCGUCCGUGACGAAUUGUUUGCUGACUAUGUAUGUGAAGUGUGGGUCGCUUGAUCAUGCAAGGAAGCUGUUUGAUGCAAUGCCUGAGAAGGGUUUGAUUACUUGGAAUGCGAUGAUUUCCGGGUACGCGCAAAACGGGCUCGCUACUCAUGUUUUGAGCUUGUAUAAAGAGAUGGAGUCUUGUGGUGUUUGUCCUGAUCCUGUGACACUAGUUGGUGUUCUUUCGUCUUGCACUCACCUCGGUGCACAGGGCAUUGGACGUGAGGUAGAGCGGCGGAUAGAGUCCUGCGGAUUUGGUUCUAAUCCGUAUUUGAAUAAUGCCCUGGUUAAUAUGUACGCUAGGUGUGGUAAUUUGGUGAAGGCUCAGGCUAUUUUCGAUGCCAUGCCUCAGAAAAGCUUGGUUUCCUGGACAGCGAUUGUAGGUGGGUAUGGGUUGCAUGGACAAGGAGAGGUUGCCUUGGAGCUCUUUGAAAAAAUGGUUAUGACCGGAAUUAGACCUGACAAAACUGUAUUCGUGACUGUUUUGUCUGCGUGUAGCCAUGCGGGAUUGACUGAUAAGGGGUUGGAGUAUUUUGCUGCAAUGGAGAAAAUAUAUGGAUUGCAGCCUGGUCCAGAGCAUUACUCUUGCAUGGUAGAUCUUUUAGGUCGCGCAGGUCGACUCAAGGAAGCCAAGGAGCUAAUUGAGUCCAUGCCGGUAAAUCCUGAUGGUGCAGUAUGGGGUGCCCUCUUGGGUGCCUGUAAAAUUUAUAAAAACGUAGGGCUGGCAGAGUUAGCAUUCGAGCACGUCGUCGAGCUUGAGCCAACCAAUAUCGGUUACUAUGUGUUGUUGUCGAAUAUAUACUCCGAUGCGAAGAAUCUAGAGGGGGUUUUGAAGGUUCGAGUUAUGAUGAGGGAAAGGAAGCUCAAAAAGGAGCCAGGGUUUAGCUAUGUCGAAUGCAAAGGAACAGUUCAUGUUUUCUUGGCUGGCGAUAGAACCCAUCGUCAGACUGAAGAAAUAUAUAGGAUGCUGGAUGAAUUAGAAAAUUUAAUGACGGAACCUGGCGUGUCCGAUGAGAAUGAUCAAGGAAGAAACGAAGAGCAAUUAGUUCACAGUGAAAAAUUGGCAAUUGCAUUCGCGCUCUUAAAUACUGCACCAGGGACCGAAAUCGUAGUGAUAAAGAACCUGAGGGUAUGCGGAGACUGUCAUUUGUUCAUAAAGUUGGUAAGCAGGAUUGUCGAUCGCCAGUUUGUUGUCAGAGAUGCAACUCGUUUUCACCAUUUUAGGAAUGGUGUCUGUUCUUGUAAAGACUACUGGUGAUAUCUCUUCGCAGACGUCUCAAAUCAGCUUGGGUUUUGGCUUCAAAAUCAUGAGAAAAGUUGAGGUGAAGGUCGCUAUCUUUGCUUGAAUUUUUAUUACUUAUCGGCUUUUGGCUAUUGAACACACAAACACAAUGCCAGAGGACAAGUUUCCUGCAAGUGAUGGGCAAAUUAAUUCGGACAAACUCAGUUACGAUUUAGUGGGUUCGAGGAACUUCUCUGUAACAAUACAUGGGUUUGAAGUACCAACUGUUCAACAGAAUCACUGGCUAGAAAACUUUAUACUAGUUGAGCAAGACGACGAAGACAAUUCUAUCCGCCAAUUGGUACAGCCGCAUCAGUUCCUGUAACACAUUCUUCUUCAACAAACGGAAUACUUCUCCACA
Messenger RNA from Pyrus x bretschneideri (Chinese white pear), 2346 nucleotides. Its product is annotated as putative pentatricopeptide repeat-containing protein At3g11460, mitochondrial. The coding region runs from base 141 to 1961 and encodes 606 amino acids. Gene Ontology annotation, biological process: RNA modification. The transcript has a single exon. NCBI's taxonomy places the organism in Eukaryota, Viridiplantae, Streptophyta, Magnoliopsida, Rosales, Rosaceae. The record is from RefSeq and is a predicted model, not a curated record. Gene Ontology annotation, molecular function: protein binding; zinc ion binding; RNA binding.